Alternaria conjuncta is the source of this 780-nucleotide messenger RNA. RefSeq lists its product as uncharacterized. Lineage: Eukaryota; Fungi; Ascomycota; Dothideomycetes; Pleosporales; Pleosporaceae. The record is from RefSeq and is a predicted model, not a curated record. Bases 1 to 780 code for a protein of 259 amino acids. The transcript has 2 exons.
AUGGCAACACAAGAAGAGAGCCAGGUUAAAGAAUGUAAAGAAUUCUUGCAGAAGUUCGAAAGAUGGGCAGAUCCGACCUGGGGCUUCUUCGUUUAUGGCACCUAUACGCGCCCACAAGGCCAGGAAGUCUCAAACGAAGAUACAGACAAGGAAAGCAAAGCAUAUGCGACCGAUGAUGAUGCGCACUUCCAAGCAGUGAUCGGCAAAGUUUACGCCCACGCAACAGACAACCUGCGUUACAGCAACCCCGCGCCAUACAACCAGAAGAUAAUAGACAUAUUACGUCUCGAUCCUGCUGCUUAUAUGCCUGGCGCGUCGCUCGACGUCGUCUGCAGGCAUUUCCGCCAGCAUUAUGCUCAAAAGGUCUUCCCGGAGACAAUGGGUGAACCUGGGCCUCCUGCAAUACAGGACGACAUUCCCGAUGAGGAGAAACUCGGUCCAAAGUGGGCCUGGUGUAUAGUCAUCGAUGAUGAAGCUCUUGAGAGUUUGGAGAACGGCCCCGACCCCAUAGGAGAUACGCCGCCGGAAGGCGUGAAUCCUCUCAAACUAGCAUACAAUGCUAAAGAAGCAUUUGUAAAGUUACUAUCUGGGAUGAAGACGACAAUGGAGGGGCCUGAAGUGAUCGCUGCGGCAGGUCGUCCAGGUAGUGGAUGUCCUCAAACAGUGUGGAAUGGAUGGCUUAAGUUCUCUCCUGUGGAUCUUAUGGGUGUUUGGAUUCAGGCGGAGAGCAACGGUAUCAUUGAUCAGUUUUACGGGGAGGAUAAGCUUUUCGACUGGUAA